Saccharomyces paradoxus is the source of this 1107-nucleotide messenger RNA. RefSeq names its product 4-hydroxybenzoate octaprenyltransferase (gene COQ2). Gene Ontology annotation, cellular component: mitochondrial inner membrane. Bases 1 to 1107 code for a protein of 368 amino acids. The record is from RefSeq and is a predicted model, not a curated record. Gene Ontology annotation, molecular function: 4-hydroxybenzoate polyprenyltransferase activity. The transcript has a single exon. Gene Ontology annotation, biological process: ubiquinone biosynthetic process. Lineage: Eukaryota; Fungi; Ascomycota; Saccharomycetes; Saccharomycetales; Saccharomycetaceae.
AUGUUUAUUUGGCAGAGAAGCAGUAUUUUGCUAGGAAGGUCAAUUCUGGGCAGCGGCCGAACUACUGUUGCUGGAAUCAUUGGGAUCGGCAAUAAGAGAUCUAUGUCCUCCUCCCCCUCCUCCUCGAAGGAGUCAGCGCCCGUGUUCACCUCGAAAGAGUUGGAAGUGGCACGAAAGGAAAGACUGGAUGGACUGGGGCCGUUCGUGUCUCGGUUACCUAAGAAAUGGAUACCUUAUGCGGAGCUGAUGAGGCUAGAGAAACCUGUGGGCACGUGGCUGUUAUAUUUGCCGUGCAGUUGGUCUAUACUUAUGGGAGCCAUGAUGCAAGGUGCUACAUUGGGCGCAACAGCUGGCAUGUUGGGUAUUUUCGGUGUUGGUGCACUGGUAAUGAGAGGUGCUGGCUGCACAAUCAACGAUUACUUGGAUAGAAAGUUGGAUCAAAGGGUUAUCAGGUCUGUCGAGAGGCCUAUUGCUUCUGGCAGAGUGAGCCCCCGUGGAGCAUUGGUAUUCUUGGGAGCUCAAACUCUGGUCGGAAUGGGUGUCCUAUCUUUGCUUCCUGCCCAGUGUUGGUGGCUGGGUCUCGCAUCUUUGCCCAUAGUGUUUACAUACCCUUUGUUUAAGCGGUUUACGUACUAUCCUCAAGCUGCAUUAAGUGCAUGUUUCAAUUGGGGGGCAUUACUCGGGUUUCCAGCUAUGGGUGUAAUGAGCUGGCCCACGAUGAUACCUUUGUACUUAAGCAGUUACUUGUGGUGUAUGACUUACGAUACCAUAUAUGCGCACCAGGAUAAAAAGUUCGACAUCAAGGCUGGAAUCAAGUCUACCGCCUUGGCUUGGGGUCCGCGCACGAAGUCUAUCAUGAAGGCCAUGUCUGCAUCUCAAAUCACGCUACUAGCUGUCGCAGGUCUGAAUAGCGGAUUGCUAUGGGGGCCCGGAUUCAUUGGUGGACUAGGAGUUUUCGCUUAUAGGUUGUUCAGCAUGAUAAAGAAGGUAGACCUUGACAAUCCUAAAAACUGCUGGAAAUAUUUUAAUGCAAACAUCAACACUGGGCUCUACUUUACGUACGCCUUAACAGUCGACUACGUCUUGAGACUGCUUGGGCUCUUGUAA